UCGCCGUUAUCUCUCUCGGACCGUUCCGUUCUCACUCGUCGGCGGUCUCGUCGUCUCACUCGCUCGCGCUCCGUUUACACGCGCUCCAACCGGUGUGUACCGUGUGCGCUCGUCCCGACGACGACGUCGACCGGCGUUUAGACUGUUUAGACGUUUAGAGUUAGUGUUUCGCGUUUUGCCGGUCGCGCACGUCACGCCGCCGAUCCUCCAGUUCCGUAUCGAUCUCAUCCCGGAUCGUCGUGUGUUCCACGUCCCGUCACGCCGCCAUAACGCGGUAACAAUAUUAUUGUCAUUAAAGUAGCCCGUCGUCGUCACCGCCAUCGCAGAAAACCGCGACAAGAUACUUUAGAAAUCAUCAAUAUGGAAAAACAUUUAAAUAAUAAACCUGGAGAAGAUAAAGAAUGUGAUGGUAAACAAUCAGACAAAAAUGCAUCUGGUGGUCAUACAAAUGGAUUUGAUUGGAAUUCAACUGAAACCAACAAUUAUGAAAAUAAAGCAUGCACAAAUUAUACAGAUUGGGAUCCUACUAAUAACAAUGAUCAUACUGAUAAUGAUAAACUAAUUGAAGAUUACUGUGAGAAUAAAACUACAAUUAAUGAAUCUCUAGAUGAUACAAAUAAUGAUUAUGGUGAUUGGAAUCAAACAAAAUCUGAAGUUGAAUAUCAAACUGAUACUUCUGAUUAUCAUGAAAAUAACAAACAAAUCAAUGUUGAAUGUAAUAAUUCAAAAUCCUUGUAUGACUCUUGGGGAAAUCUAGUAUCUAAUGACGAAUGUAGUACAGAUACUAGAAAUUAUUCAGAAUUCAAUGAAUGUACCAAACAAAAUAGUUACAAUGAUUAUCUCCCUAAGGAUUCCUGGAAUAAUGAUGUUGAAACUUAUAAUUAUCAAGAAAAUGAAAAUAACGGUUACUGUGGAAAUGGUUACCAAAAAAACACACAGUUUCCAAGAAAAUCAAAUAAUGAUAAAGGCAAUGGUAAAAUUGAGAAACCUGUCAUACAAAGACCAACUUAUAUUCCUCCAGAAUUUGAAGAAAAUGAUGACCUAACACUAGAAGCCGGAUUAAAUUUUGAAAAAUACGAUAAAAUUGAAGUAACAGUAAGUGGAAUGGAAGUACCUAAAAACAUAACAUCAUUUCAUGAUUCUGGUCUACGUCAAAUAUUAAUAAACAAUUUGACCAAAUGUCAUUACACUAUUCCAACCCCAAUUCAGAAGUAUGCCAUACCAAUCAUUAUGAAUGGAAAAGAUAUGAUAGCUAGCGCUCAAACUGGUUCUGGAAAAACUGCAGCUUUUGUUUUACCAAUUUUAAACAAUUUAAUCAGUGAACCAUCUGAAUUAAUUGUUGACUACAAUCAUUGUGAGCCACAAGUUUUAAUCUUGUCACCCACUAGAGAGCUUGCUAUACAAAUAUGUGAAGUUACAACUAGAUUGAGCAGAGGUACUUCAAUUAAAUGUGAACUUCUUUAUGGUGGAACAGCCACUUAUCAUCAAAAAGAAAGAAUUCUGAGAGGUGUUCAUAUAAUUGUAGCUACUCCAGGGCGUUUAAUUGAUUUUGUGAAUCGAGGUUUAAUUACUUUUUCAUCUAUGCGAUUUUUUGUACUUGAUGAAGCUGAUCGGAUGUUGGACAUGGGUUUUUCACUUGAUAUUGAACGUAUAUUAAGUCAUCCUACUAUGGUGUCAUCGGCAGAAAGAACAACAGUCAUGUUUUCAGCAACCUUGCCCAUAGAUGUUCAACUUAUAGCAAGGUCUUAUUUAAAACCACAUUAUAUAUCAGUAGCUGUUGGAGAGGUCGGAGGUGCUUGUAAAGAUGUUACACAAACAUUUAUUGAAGUUAAUAAGUUUAGUAAAAAAAAUGCAUUAGUUGCUUUGCUGAAUGAAACAAAUGAUUGUCAAGGAACAAUUGUAUUUGUUGAACAAAAAAGACAAGCCGAUUUCAUAGCAGCCUAUCUAAGUGAACUAAAUUACCCAACUACAAGCAUACACGGAGAUCGUGAACAACCAGAACGAGAAAAAGCUUUAAGAGAUUUUAAAACAAAAAAAAUGAAGAUCUUGGUAGCCACUGCUGUGGCUGCUAGAGGACUAGAUAUAAUGGGUGUUACGACGGUAGUGAAUUUUGAUUUACCAAAAACAAUUGAAGAAUAUGUGCAUAGAAUUGGACGUACUGGUAGAUUGGGAAAUUCAGGACGGGCCGUUUCAUUUUUUGAUCCAGACAACGAUUAUGCCUUGGCUCCUUAUUUAGUCAAUACUCUUAAACUAGCUGAUCAAAAAGUUCCAGAAUUUUUAUCUCAGUAUAGCAGUGAAGUUCAGAAACCUUCGAAUCAAUUCAAUGACAUAAGAUCGGAUGUUCCUGUAACAUCUGAGUAUGUCGAAGAAGUUGAAGAAUGGUAAUCUCACAUUUUCACCAUAAUACCAAAUUUAAACCAAAAAAAUAACAGUGAAUAAGCAAUUUCAAUUAUUAAUUUACUCAAUGUGAAUUUUUACUUGUUAUAAGCUCAAAUUUAUAUAAUUUAACCUUUGCUACCAUUUAAUCUAACCCAAUUUUUUUUCAAUUGUAUGUUGUUGUUUUUUUUAUACAUCAUUAAAAAAAAAUUUUAAGUUAUAAUUUAUGAG
Molecule: messenger RNA, 2607 nt
Organism: Melanaphis sacchari
Lineage: Eukaryota; Metazoa; Arthropoda; Insecta; Hemiptera; Aphididae
Product: ATP-dependent RNA helicase vasa-like
Exons: 9
Coding region: 361-2385 (674 amino acids)
Biological process (GO): cell differentiation; gamete generation
Cellular component (GO): P granule; nucleus
Molecular function (GO): ATP binding; RNA binding; RNA helicase activity
Source: RefSeq, a predicted model, not a curated record